AGCUAUGGGGGGCUGGGUGCGACGGCUGCUGCAGUGAGACCUCGGGAGCCUCCGAACCGCUGGAAAACCCCCCCUAGCCAAGGCACGCCUCUGGAUGCCCGCCGGUGCCAAGGGGAUGGACCGCUAGAGAUGCCGCCGUCGAAGGGCGUCGGCCACCCAAGGCCAACGCCUUGCUGCGAGACCCACCCAAGCAAUGGAUGGAGGUGCUGGGGACCAGGCCUGGGCCAGUGUCCGUGGUCCCCCGGUGCGUGGAGGGUGUGUUCUCAAGUAUCCGGUUAUGGCAAGGUAUUGCUGGAGUCCUUGCUGCUAUCAUUUUGAUUUUGUGUAUUCUGUUGGUAAACCGUUCUUCAGGCAAAGAUUUUCCUGUCUGUCCUUCCCUGGAACUCUGUCCUUCAGGUUGGCUGUAUUUACAGAGGAAAUGCUACUACCUUUCAGACUCUGAAGCCAACUGGAAUUACAGUCACAGCCUGUGUUCUCUGCACAAUGCUUCUCUCCUAGUGAUUGAAAAUCACCAGGAACUGAGUUUUAUGAUGAAGAUAACAAAGCAAGACCUGUGGAUUGGACUCUAUAAAAGAAAUGAAGAGUUCUUUUGGGUAAAUGGGAAACAAUUAGACAAUAAUCUGACUGAAGUAAAAGGCUCUGGAAACUGUGCCUACCUUAACUCAAAAGGAGUCUCAGCCUCUGGAUGUUAUUUAACUAGGAGGUGGGUCUGUAGCUUGGACGUAAUAAAGGUGGAGGAAGCCACCAAUCCUGGCACUUAGCACUCCAAUGCGAUGUCUACACAGGCUAUGUCUAUAGUCUGGGACUUGAGAAUACAUCUCAGCUCCUGCGUGGAGGUGAAUGAUUUUUCUGAUAGAAUCAGAAUUGGCUGGGUUGGAAGGGACCU
This is a messenger RNA of Calypte anna (Anna's hummingbird), 886 nucleotides long. Its product is annotated as C-type lectin domain family 2 member L-like. The transcript is spliced from 5 exons. NCBI's taxonomy places the organism in Eukaryota, Metazoa, Chordata, Aves, Apodiformes, Trochilidae. Bases 198 to 761 code for a protein of 187 amino acids. The record is from RefSeq and is a predicted model, not a curated record.